Leptinotarsa decemlineata (Colorado potato beetle) is the source of this 1593-nucleotide messenger RNA. Its product is annotated as UDP-glucosyltransferase 2. NCBI's taxonomy places the organism in Eukaryota, Metazoa, Arthropoda, Insecta, Coleoptera, Chrysomelidae. The record is from RefSeq and is a predicted model, not a curated record. Gene Ontology annotation, molecular function: UDP-glycosyltransferase activity.
CAAUCACACUCAGUUUUCGAAAAUGAUUCGUUAUCCAAUCUUGACAUUUAUUAUCUAUUCAUUAUGUUAUGUAAGAAAAACGUUUUGUGCGAAUAUUUUACUAACGGAGGAUUUGGGAUCGCCCAGUCAUCAAAUCUGGAAUUAUGCCCUUGCCGACGAAUUGGUACUAAGAGGGCACAAUGUUACUAUUUUAGGACCUAAGUCAAUUCCUUUGGAAGGGCAUGAGAAGUUUCAUAGGAUCGAGCUAGAAGGCCUUUAUUCUGCGCACGCAUUCGAUUCGGAGACAUUGUAUAGCUAUGGGCGACUGAACAAUCUGCAAUUGAUAAACGAAUACGCUCUCUUCACGUGCAACCAUUCUCUAGGCACGAACGGCUUCCGCACACUCAUGAACUACCCGAAAGACUUCAAAUUCGAUGUGAUAUUAUUCGACAUCACGGUGAGCAACUGUCUGUUGCCUCUGAGCCAGAGAUUCAAAUCUCCUCCCAGCAUAGGACUCACUGCUUUGCUACUUCCACCCCAUCUAUCGGAAGCAUUUGGAAACCCUUAUCAGUCUUCGUAUUUACCGCACAUUUUAUUCCAGUUUUCGAACGAUAUGAGUUUUCUAGAACGAUUGCAGAAUUAUGUUUGGACCAAGUUGGAGGCUAUCGUUAAAAAGUAUUAUUACACCCCCAAAUCGGAGGAGAUAGCCAGGAGAGUUUUUGGGAAGAGUAUGCAGCCGUUUGAUACCCUCUUGAAACAACUGUCUUUGCUCCUCUGCAAUUUGAGUCCUGGAUUCCAUCAUUCGCAACCCUUCACCCCAAAUAUAAUUCCUGUCGGAGGCGUUCAUAUCGAUACAAAGAAAAAGUUGCCGCAGGACUUACAGGAAAUCAUGGAUAAUGCUAAACAUGGUGUUAUUUUAUUUUCUCUCGGGAGCAAUGUGAGGUCCGAUGCUCUCAAAGUGGAAAAAAGGAAAGCCAUUAUAGAUGCUUUCAGUAAACUGAAUCAGAUAAUAUUAUGGAAAUUUGAGAGUCAACUAAGUGACGUUCCUAAAAAUGUAAUUAUUCGUAGAUGGUUACCUCAAUCUGAAAUUUUGGCCCAUCCGAAUUUGAAAUUAUUUAUCACUCAUGGUGGUGGAUUGAGUACCAUCGAAGGAGCCUUUUUCGGAGUACCAAUGCUUGGAAUACCUUUUUUCGUAGAUCAAUACCACAAUAUAGAUUUAGUUCUGAACAGAAAAAUGGGGUCGAAAUUGGAAUAUAGCACUUUGACCAGUGACACUCUCCUCAGCAGCAUCCAGGCAAUUCUGAACAACCCAAUGUAUUCCGAAGAAGCAAAGAAAAUAUCAAGAGUCAUGAGAGAUAUGCCAGAAACCGCAAUGGAAAGAGCAAUAUUUUGGAUUGAAUAUGUCAUGAGACAUAACGGUACCCACAUCUUGGACCCAAAAUCAAGAAGUCUUUCGAAUUUUGUAUCAUCCUCAACGGAUAUUCAUUUAUUCCUAUUACUGUUGUUCGUUUUAUUACUAUAUACGUCUUUUAAAGUGGUAUCCUCAAUAAUAUCAAUGUUGUUAAAAAAGAAACAUAAAAAAACAAAAAAGGAAUAAAGUGAUAUGAAAAGGUU